GUGGCUGGAUUUAGUUCUGCCUUGCCGAAUCCAAAUAUGAAAAAAACGUAACUUGAAUCAUAUCGUUUAUUAUAAUAUCUGGUUUAAUAUUUGAAAAAUAGGUUAUAUGAUAAUGAAUGUCUGAUCAUCAGGUUGAUAUAAUCAGUAGCAAGCGUUAACUGUGAUCUAGUUCAUAAGACCUGUGCGGAGUGUUAAACGUAAACCGUAAGUUAGACUUUAAACAUUUUUAAAAGACUGAGUGAUGUUACGACCUGCAACAAGAGCACCAGAAUAGUUUCAAAUGGUGGGCCGGUAGAGCAAUCCACAUGUUUCUCAGGUGAUCAACCAUUAUACAGACAGAAAAUCCUCAUAACAAUGGACUCUAAUACAAAAACAGGAUACAAGAGUACUGCGCACCAUCACACAAAUGCUCACAAAAUUGAAAUUAACGCGCAUGGGGUGUGGCAAUACACAGCAGACACAGCGUAGGCACUAUACCCCACGCAACAUUUCUCAGCAAGCUGUCGUUGUGAAUUUACCAGACGAACAACCAAUUAACAAUUCUAACAUAGAGACAUGCAGCUCCAGUAGUCAUAAUUUAUCAUUGCAUCUCCCAGUCUCACGAGAUUAUAAGCACACGGGACGUGAACUUUUAAGUAGACCUUUAGGGGGUAUAGAACAAAUGUACAAUAUAUACUCAUCUCAGGGAACAGACAUCAUCUGUCUGAUGACCAAAAUCGAAACGAUUUACCCAGUCACAUCGUCUGCUGUCACAGAGGCAUUAAACCUCUUACAACAAAGACAUCCGUUGUUUCGAAUGUCCAUAAGAAAAAGCCGCCAUUACGAUGACGGUCACAUGGACUUUGUCGAAAAAGAAAAAGCCUCCUUCGAUUUUGCAGUAUAUGAUCGUCUGGACUGGUUGCAAUGUUUGUUAGAUGAGCUGGACUACCAUUCCACCGGAAAAAGUCGGUCACUUAUCCGAUGUCGUAUGCUGAAUUCGUCAUCGAUAACAAAUAAGAGUAAAGAAGCAUCUAGAAUCAUUGUUAAUGAAUGUAAAGAACCAGCUCUAGAAGAAAAUAGGGAAGUAGGUAAUUCCGAAAAAGAAUUUGAUUACCAGGCGACUUUUCUGUUUAUCAUGCACCAUUCCAUAAUGGACGGUGGGUACUCACUGUGGAUGUUCCAAGAGUUCGUCAACUUCCUAGACGCUGUAGUUAUGAAUAUAGAUAUAGGUCAUGUGAAAGAAUUACCACUUCUACCUCCGUUUGAAAAUAUUUUUACAUUCAACUGUGAUGGGAAUGAUGGAAAAAAUGUAGAGUUAAAGGACUGUGCCCUUUCUUUUUGCCAUGACUCGACCGACGAUACAUUAUUGAAAGCAUACAAUAGAACAUUCCGAGAUGAAAUUGAUAUUUCGCCGAAGAAGAAGCUUAGAAACAAUUGCAUAGUUUUUAAAUUUAGCAAAAUAAAAACGCGAACAUUUGUUCAAAUGAUCAAAUCAAAGAAAUGUACUCCCAAAGGUGCAAUUAUUGCAGCAAGUACCCUUGCGCUGUUAGAACUUGUUUAUCAGGAUAAAACUUGGGAAAUGUGCAAUAACUGUUCAAUACCAAUAGAAUAUAUGGCGGAUUUCAGACGAGUAGGUGAAUUUCAUCUUCCGGAUAAAAGUGUUCCACACUAUCCUGGGGUAGCUGCGUUACACAUCCCUCUUUUGGCACAGCUGCGUCUUGGUGGUUCAAAAAUAACGACGGAAAUAUUUUGGAAAAUAGCGCAGCAGUUCGGUGAGUGCCUUGACCAAAACGUUGAUUCACCGGAACUGUUCGAAUGGAUAAAAGAAGAGGCUGCCAAAUAUAACAGAUUUCCGGUUCAACCGGAAGUACCGGGGAAAUCGCCAUAUGUCUUAAGUAUUUCAAAUAUGGGAAAGAUAGACGGCGUUCUAAACUCCGAUGUUUCCGGCCGAGUACGUCUGGUAGAUCUGCACGGUCACUCGAAUAUUCUGGUAGACGAAAUGCCACUGUUCUGUAUAACAACAUUUGCCCUAAAUGGUCAUUUUUGCGGCAACGUUAGUUUUUGUAGCAACUACACGACGAACAAGACCGCCACAAAAUACGUUGGACUUUUUCAAAAGUAUUUAUGUUCAUAUUCAAUGUUAUAGAUUACGGCGUGAUAUCAAAUUUUAUUUAUAGAAAGAUAUUA
This is a messenger RNA of Mercenaria mercenaria, 2166 nucleotides long. RefSeq lists its product as uncharacterized. NCBI's taxonomy places the organism in Eukaryota, Metazoa, Mollusca, Bivalvia, Venerida, Veneridae. The record is from RefSeq and is a predicted model, not a curated record. Bases 407 to 2125 code for a protein of 572 amino acids. The transcript has 2 exons.